CUCACCCAUCGACACAGAGAUAAUUACAAAGGUAUCAUUUAUUUUCUAGAGAGAGAAAACAAAAACAGCAAAAGGCACAUCAAAUUUGAACUCAAAUCACCUCUCUCUCUCUCUCUCUCAAAUUUAUCAUCUUCACUCUCAUAUUAUACUACCCACUGCAGUUUUUCUGAACUCAUUCUCCCGAACUGUCUCACACUCUCUUUCUCUCUCAACCUAUAUUUACACAAAUAUCAUAGAUAUUUGUUCUCACAUUGAUAAUAAUUACAAUACAGCUUUGGGUUUUGGGAUUUUUUGAUGCGCGUUGCGAAAAGCUAAUAGAUCAGUGAUGGCGGAGGUUUCCGGCGAGGGAAGUGUCGGCAUGGCAGCGGAGAUGGCUCCCGGAGAGAGCAGCGGCAAUGCGCAGGCAGCGACGCCACUUACUGUGUCUGCUUCGUUCAAGGAAGGAGGCAAGGGUUCGUCGUCGCGGCGGAGGGCGUCUGUACGGCCAAGCCUCGACGCCGAUGAUUUAAUAAACCUGCUCCAUGGUUCGGAUCCGGUGAAGCUGGAGCUCAAUCGACUCGAGAACGAAGUCAGAGUAUAUUUGGGAAUGGAACUGGGUAAGGCUCUUGCUUUUGCCACUGUAAUAGUGGACAUUAAAGGCGACAGGAAUCUUGAAAUUAAGAAAAUUAAUGAUGAAAAGAAGGCCUCCAUGGCAGCUCAAUUUGCAGCAGAAGCAACUCUUCGCAGGGUUCAUGCUGCUCAAAAGGAUGAUGAUAUGCCUCCAAUUGAAGCUAUCCUGGCUCCAUUGGAGGCUGAGCUCAAGCUUGCUCGGCUAGAGAUAGCGAAGCUGCAGGACGAUAACAAAGCAUUAGACAGGCUCACCAAAUCAAAAGAGGCUGCUCUUCUUGAAGCUGAGAGAACUGUACAGGUUGCAUUAGCGAAGGCUUCUAUGGUGGAUGAUCUUCAAAACAAGAACCAAGAGUUAAUGAAGCAGAUUGAAAUUUGCCAGGAAGAAAAUAAGAUACUGGAUAAAAUGCAUAGGCAGAAGGUUGCAGAAGUUGAAAAGCUUACCCAAACGGUGCGUGAGCUUGAAGAGGCUGUGCUUGCUGGUGGGGCAGCUGCCAAUGCUGUACGUGACUACCAGCGGAAAGUUCAGGAGAUGAAUGGUGAGAUGCAGCAACUUAAGGACAAGCUUGCCAUUAGUGAGAGAACCGCCAAAUCUGAAGCUCAGUUGAAAGAAAAAUAUCAACUAAGACUCAGAGUUCUUGAAGAGACUUUGAGAUCACCUAACACAGCAUCUCGAGGCAUGCCAGAUGGAAGGAGCUCAAGCAAUGGUGCUUCUCGCCGGCAGUCUCUUGGUGGAGCCGAAAAUAUUUCCAAAUUGACAUCCAAUGGCUUUCUUCCCAAGAGGUCACCAUCAUUUCAACUCAGAUCAUCUGGUAGCAGUACAGUGUUGAAACAUGCAAAAGGAACAUCAAAGUCCUUUGAUGGUGGCUCAAGAUCUUCGGACAGGGCUAAAGUUCUUUUAAAUGGAUUAGGACUGAAUUUCAAGCAAAGCCAGUCUUGUGAUGGAACUAAGGAAACUGAGACUCAAAGUAGUAAAUGCAAAACAACUCCAGAGGAUAAAUCAAUUGAUACACAAGUUCCAGAUAAAGAGGAUACUGUGCCAGGGUUGUUAUAUGACCUGUUGCAAAAGGAAGUGGUCUCUUUGAGGAAAGCUGGCCUUGAAAAGGAUCAGAGUCUUAAAGACAAGGAUGACGCUAUUGAGAUGUUAGCAAAGAAGGUAGAGACUUUGACUAAAGCGAUGGAAGUUGAAGCCAAAAAAAUGAGAAGAGAGGUGGCUGCUAUGGAGAAGGAGGUGGCUGCCAUGCGCGUGGAGAAAGAACAUGAAAAUAGAGCAAAACGACUUGGGAAUUCGAAGAGUUCUGUCAAUCCACAUAUGCUGCCUGCAAGGAGUGUUUCAAGAAGUGGUUUGACGCGCAGCACACAAUAACAAAAAUCCCGAACUCGAACAUUGACGAUCGUUCCCCCCUAAAUUUGAUCAUUUAUCCUUUUCAUGUCCUAAGUUUUUACCUUUGACUAUUUGUAUAAUCGUGACAAGCAUGCCAAUGGCUCUUUGGUUGGUGGCGAGAGAGGAAGAAAAAUCGUGCAAAAAAUCUGGUGGGAAAUGGUUGGGUGUGCUUUCUGACAUAGAAAUUAUAAUCCCUCCCCCUUCUGCUUUAAAGAACAUGAGGAUAUCAACUGAACUAACCCUUUGGCAGUAUAUUUUGGGUUGCAGUUUCUAAAUGUGUUUGUAUAGGUAUUUAAGCUUCGAUGGUGACUUGUCUUUUUUCGCCUCUAAACUUUUGUUGUUUUAUUAUUGUUUUGCAGUCUAUAUUUGAAGUCUGCAGUUAGUAUGGUGUUGGUAUUUUGUUUGAGGUUUUGUCAUCUUUUUAUCAGAUGCAAUUUCUUUUAUCAAGUUAUGCAAUGUUUGUGUUCUUGUUCAUCUGUAGUUAGCGUACUUGAAGAUUUCUUUUGCAUUGCUGGUCAUCCUUAAGAUCAGAGUUAUGAGAUCUCAUUUUGAACGCUGAAAGAUUUCUGUGUUCUUUUGUUUGGC
Messenger RNA from Striga asiatica, 2575 nucleotides. The record is from the annotation of a GenBank genome assembly. NCBI's taxonomy places the organism in Eukaryota, Viridiplantae, Streptophyta, Magnoliopsida, Lamiales, Orobanchaceae.